AGACGAGGACAAGAGGGCAGUGCAGUUUGGUGCGGCUCUGUGGCACCCGUGCAGUACGAGCGUUUCUCUUGGCGUUGCAUUUUUUUCCCUAGUCGUGGUUUUCGUCGUGAAAUCCCCAUAAACAAACGUAUUUCGCGUGAACACGUUUUACCGUUCCAUUUUCCACGUUCGCCACGACGCGAAAAUCCGCGCGGAUGUGUCGUUAGUGUUUACACGUGUUCUUUACGUUCGCGCAGUGUUUCAAGAAGAAGAAGAAGAAGAAGAAGAAGAAGGCCCAGGGACAUACACACGUACGCGGAACUGCGCCUAAGAAAGCGGGAAAGAGAGGAAAGACGACGUAGAGGAGGAAGAAGAAGCAGAAGAUGAGCAAGACGUGCGCCCGCUGCGAGAAAACGGUCUACCCGAUCGAGGAACUCAAGUGCCUCGACAAGAUAUGGCACAAACAGUGCUUCAAGUGUCAGGGUUGCGGAAUGAUCCUGAACAUGCGGACGUACAAGGGGUUCAACAAACAGCCAUACUGUGAGGCACACAUACCAAAGGCGAAAGCGACGACGAUGGCGGAGACGCCGGAGCUGAAGCGCAUCGCCGAGAACACGAAGAUCCAGAGCAACGUCAAGUAUCACGCGGAGUUCGAGAAGGCGAAGGGGAAGUUCACCCAGGUGGCUGACGACCCGGAGACGCUCAGAAUCAAGCAGAACAGCAAGAUCAUCUCGAACGUCGCCUAUCACGGCGAGCUCCAGAAGAAGGCGAUCAUGGAACAGAAAAGGACGAUGACCGGCGAGAACGGCGAACAAAUUGAGUAUGUAGAGUACACGGAUGGUACAAUCACGCCAACAUCAGGCGUAAAUGCGAAUCCACCAGCUGCGAGAAGCGCAAGCUCGCCCGUGCAAAGGACACCAGGUAGGAUCGCCGAUUACGAUCCCCUUAGCGAGGCGAGACCGAGCCCUUAUUCCGCCAGACAAGCGGCCACCACUGUGAUUUAUACGAGCGACAAGGGACCAGUGACGAAUCCACCUACCAGAAAGAUCGGCUCUGUGGCGGACAUAGACCCUGUGAACGAUUACUAUGGUUCGUUGACGCCUGCCACAAACAAUAAUCACGUUCCACAGCAUCAGCCGCCGCCACCACCACCCACCAAUGUUGGGAGAGUGUACAGAGCAAUGUACGACUACGAGGCCCAGGACCUGGACGAGGUGAGCUUCUGCGACGGGGAUCUGAUCGUCAACUGCACGGCCAUCGACGAAGGCUGGAUGACCGGUCUGGUGCAGCGCACAGGCAGACACGGCAUGCUCCCAGCGAACUACGUCGAGCCCGCGCAAAUCUAAACCAUCCAAUGUUUCCACGUCCUCGUCGUCUUCGUUAGCCGAAGAAAGUGGCGCAGGACGAGCCAGCGACGAGAAGAAACCGAGGCACAGGGUGUCGGAGCGCUCGAGACCAUCGCCAGGAAGCUCUGGGAAAAAGAAGACGUGGAGAAACAAUCGUUCCCUCGAGUUUCAAUGCUCAGGGCACAGCAGGAGUCACUUCCAGGCGCUGGACGAGCUAGCGACGAGAAGAAGCUGAGAUUCAAGGUGUCGGAGCACUCGAGGCCAUCGCCAGGAGGCUCUAGGAGGAGGAAGACAUGGUACCUCGAGUCUCAACACUCAGGACAUGGUUGGAAUCCCUUUUUGACGCAGGACGAGUCAACGAUGAGAAGAAGCUGAGACUCGAGAUGUUAGAGCACUCGAGACAGUCGCCAGGAAGCUCUAGGAUAAGGAAGACAUGAAGAGGCAAUCGGUCCUUCGAGUUUUAACACUCGGGAUACGGUUGAAUCCCUUCCUGUCACGUCAAGUCGCUCGAAGAAUCCUCGAUUGAUCUCUAAGAUUGCCUAGCAUCGUCGCAGCGUCAUUUUCCCAAGAACAAUCUUCAAGCAUAACAAAGAUCGGGACCUGGGACCAGCGAACAGAGGGAUUCUUUACCUACCACCCUGAUUACGGUUUGUCCAGUAGUGUUGUUUUCAAUUGAAUCGUCGAUCUUCCUUUUUUAGAGGGGAACUGGAAGCUACCCUGAUAUUUUUGAACGCUUCCAGCCACUGAACAAUCGAUUCGAAUCGAUGGGGAUUGUUCUUUGGCACUAGUAACCGAGUGCUUGCACUCAAGAGAGCAAUAAAAGAUUCUCUUUUAAUACAUCGAGGCCUCCAGAAGUCGUGGAGGCCUCUAAAAAGUAAGUGACCUUCUCUCGGCCUCCGAGAGGGCUUGCAACAAUAUAAUUCCAUGAUGGGACCAAAUUCCGUUCGCCUCGUCGAAGAGGAACACCCUGAGUGCCUUUCGCUAGCAGUAAUUUUUAUAAAUGAAUUGUCAAAUUCGAGGCACGCGCAUAUACACAGUACAGUUCUAUUUUUCUUUUUUUUUUCGAAAUCAUUCCGCUGCUUCGAGGAUUCCACUUUCUGUUUUAUUUAUCACGAUAAGGACCAGUUUGACCAUAUCGCGACGACAAAGACCGAAGGGUCGAGCAUUUAUAUUUUUGUUUUCUCCUUUUUUUAUCGACACCUGUUUUUUAGACUACUCAUUUUUACCUAUAGAGAUUUUGAGAAACAGAAUUAAAGUAAUGUGUUCUCAUGCUUGUUUGUUAAGAAGUACUCAUAUUUAUGUAUUAAGUCUGUGCGAGCACUGUAACGUUCUCGACUCUAAUUCUUGGGUCCUGUUUGAAACGAUCGAUUGAAAGCGUCGGACCAAAUUUUAAUACAUUUGCAGAUAAUGUAUAAGAGGAAUCCUUGAUUUAAUUGCAUUCCGACUUACUAAUUUAGAUUACAACCAUACUAAUAUGGUAUUUUAAUAGACAAAGAACAUUAAACACAAUGUUAAACUCUGUUUUUGAAGAGAAUUCAAUAUUCAGGAUCGAAACGUUAAGGUGGUUGUACAGAGUGCAAGAUUAUUGUUACAUUUGCAUGCACCGUUGUUGACAAUUUCUGUCCUCUGAGUCUUUGUCCACCUACGCGCGUUGCUUUCGCAUCUCUUCGUCGAAGAACACACAUUGUUGCACUCGAACUAUCGAGGUUCGAUGGAAAUUGCUAUUUAUUUGCGAAGAAAAUACGAGAAUGUGGAAGCCACAGUGAUGUGAAUUAAUGUUCCAAAAAAUGGCUCUAUACAUGAGCUCGAUUAGUCAUCUCGAUCAUCUCGUUAGAACGCAGAAAAGGAUGUCUCGCAUCGCUAUGGCUUUCACUCAAACUUGAACUAGAACACUGAGUGCGCCACACCGUUCAUUGUGAUCCAAAAGGAGCAACGAUGUGCCUUAUAGUAGACCUUUAAUUAGGAUAAUCUAACGCGAGCUUACGUCGCGGUUUAGACGAAGACAGAUGAAAAAGAAAUCCCACAAACAAACGUUAUCGUAUGUCGUUAAACGAUAUACAGAAUUUCUAUACAGUUUUCUUUUCUUUUUUUUUUAGAACUAUUUUUGAAAGUGAAUCUAGUUAGGAUAACGAAGGAUUUGUAAUAAUGUUGUUAGAUACGAAAGUUUCGUUACGCUUCGCCUGUUCAAUUCGAUGCACGAAAGAAAGUAACGACCGUUGGAAAUCUUUAUUACCGUUCUUUAUCCAGUUAACGACAUUAACCAACAUUUACCUAAUAGCUGUUAAGUUUUAUCACGCGAGAUUCGCCCCUGUUAACCCUGGAAUACCACAUGCAUUUCUUUCGAUUCAUUAAUGUUGCACCAUUAUUAUUUACAUCUUCAUGAUUUUAUUUACGAAUACUUUUUGAAAUCAGUCAGUAUAAGACGAUUAUGUAUUCUCAGAAUUAUGUUUAUAUUAUAUUAGUUUAUAUGCACAUUGAAGGGGUGAAAAAAUGUAGUUAUCGAAGUUCAAUAUCGUAUUUUUCAUUCCACGAUGUUUCUAUGUAAACGCAAGACAAGAAUACUUAAGAUCAUUUGAUUCCAGUGUGGUAAUCCAGGAUUAAAAUGCUUCUUCGGCUUUCUGUAAUCCUUUCAGUACUGAUCGACCUAAUUUGCGCGUGGCAAUGUUCGGAGGCAUCGAUUGUACAUUUGCAUUCUGAUCUGUGAAGUAUAAUAUUACUUCGACAGUAUUUUACAUGGUGAUUCGAGAGCCUGAAAAGCACGAGAAAUUGUAUUACCACGCAUUGAAAUCACCCAAAUAUUAAUAAUUGAUCCGAACUACUCUUAGAAAUUAACAAACAUUAAGGGUAGCGUAUGGACGAGCUUGAUUAAUACUUUGUUAAAUAUUGCGAACAGUUGAACGAGCACACAUAUCUUCAACUGUCCGCCAUUUUAUUUGACUUUACCAUCGAUACUGAAAGGAUUUGAUCGCUUCCACAGAUAUGUCGGCAAUACGAGAUUGUUCUCCGCGAUGGUCUCGAUUAUUCAUAUAUAGCUUUAUGCCAGAUGUCCAAUUAAUGUACAGAUAAUAUAGUGACCGAGAUAACUCGUCGUUAACAAAUGAUAUCGUGCUACCAUUGCGGAGUAUCUGCGGCCCUCUCGUUGAUCCUUCGUUUCUUCUUUCGCCUCUCUUGUUCAAAAUUCCUGUCCUGAGAAAUUUGGUUCCUCGAGGAACGUGUUUACAUUGCAUUUACCUGAGUAGGAGAAUAGGUGAGUUAUAUAUGCCCGCAUAUAUGUGCGAAGGAAUUAAACGGCAAUGUUGUUACGCGCGUAUGGGACGUUGUUCGAGUUCGUGAUAACGCGAGGAGAUAUAUUCAUAUUUUUGGAAACGUGUUAGCAAUUUCUUUUCUUCCCUUUUUGUAAUUACUAGAACACCGAUAAGACGAUCUACGAUUAUAAUUGAGAAUCAUACAGAAAUAUAUAUUAGUGUUGUUUAAAGCAGAUAAUAUUAUAUUAUGAUACGAGAUCAUAAACAAUGAAUAUGUUAUGUAA
Hylaeus anthracinus is the source of this 4854-nucleotide messenger RNA. RefSeq names its product LIM and SH3 domain protein Lasp. Lineage: Eukaryota; Metazoa; Arthropoda; Insecta; Hymenoptera; Colletidae. Bases 363 to 1325 code for a protein of 320 amino acids. Gene Ontology annotation, cellular component: focal adhesion. The record is from RefSeq and is a predicted model, not a curated record. The transcript has 7 exons. Gene Ontology annotation, molecular function: actin filament binding.